Molecule: messenger RNA, 2239 nt
Organism: Ctenocephalides felis (cat flea)
Lineage: Eukaryota; Metazoa; Arthropoda; Insecta; Siphonaptera; Pulicidae
Gene: Rabex-5
Product: rab5 GDP/GTP exchange factor
Exons: 1
Coding region: 1-2142 (713 amino acids)
Biological process (GO): vesicle-mediated transport
Cellular component (GO): cytosol; endocytic vesicle
Molecular function (GO): guanyl-nucleotide exchange factor activity; small GTPase binding; zinc ion binding
Source: RefSeq, a predicted model, not a curated record
AUGUAUUCGAAAAAAUCACCAUCUUUACGAAUAGAUCAAAAUGAUCUCAAAUGUAAAAGUGGGUGUGGAUUUUAUGGCAAUGCUCAGUGGGAUGGAUAUUGUUCAAAAUGUUAUCGAGAACAUCAACAGAAAGAUAGACAAAAACAAGAAUUGCACGUUCAUAAUAAAAGUAAACAAUCCACAUUAAACUUUCAAAGCGAUAAGCAAAAGAAAAUUAAGUUUUCUAAACUAAAUGUGUUUCGAAAGUCUUCUAAUGCAAAAGAUUUAGCAAGAGCUGAACCCAAUGAAAAAGUUCAGUGUGAAUUUGUACAGCAAUCUAAUCCUGAUCUUGAAAAGCUGGAUAAAGAAUUUCGCUCAACCUUCGCUAAAAAUUUAACACCAAUUGCUGAGCGUGAUGUUCAUAAAUAUCUCCAAGCAUUGUACAAAGGUGUUAUAAAAGCACCUGAUAUAUCACAAGCUGAGGAAUUUGUUCAGAACUGUUAUCAGUUAUUUGAGAAACAAAUUCAUGAAAGCAGUUAUUACAAAAUGUUGACACAAGAAACUAAAGAAAGCUUACUAGAUUUUUUUGAAAAAUAUGCCACCACAUAUUUGUAUAAAUUAUUAUUUUGUCCACCAUCUACAACUGAUGAAGAAAAGGAUUGGGCUAUUCAGGAAAGAAUUCGACAGUUAAAUUGGGUAACUUCAAAACACCUGGAUUGCCACAUUGAUCAAGGAAAUGCAGAAGUUAUUGAACUGGUUUAUACUGCCAUAACUGAAUUGAUUAGCAUGGAUUCUGUAAAAUCACCUCAAGAAAAGUUAAACUGUAUAGUUCGGUGCUGCAGAAGCAUUUUUAUGUUAUUGCAGACAGCAUAUGAUGGACCUGCAUCUGCAGAUGAAUUUUUACCUGUUUUAAUAUUUAUAGUUUUAAAAGCUAAUCCAACUAGACUUAAGAGUAAUAUAAAUUAUAUAACCAGAUUCAGCAAUGCUUCAAGGCUAAUGUCUGGUGAAGGUGGCUAUUAUUUUACUAACUUAUGUUGUGCCGUGUCAUUCAUUGAAAAUUUAGUUGCCGAUUCAUUGAACAUGACUGAGCAACAGUUUGAUGCGUUCAUGAAUGGUCCAUGUAGAGGUGAUGGGCAGUGGGAAGCAGCUUUAACAAUGUGUGAAGCAUUGCAUUGUGGAGCUCAACAUCUAAAUGAUCUAAGCAACCUGAAUAGUAGAUCAGUAAAAGUUUCUGAUGGGUUGAAGGAAUUGAAAAUGCAACUAGAAAAAUUUGAACAAGACAUUACUACAAAAGUUGCAGCUAUUAUAGCUCGAACUCCCUUUGUAAUACCAAUAAAAAAUGCAGAAACAGAUGAAAAGCAAAUGGAAACAAAUAUUAAGAUAGAUGAACUAAAGACGGAUCCACAACUUUCUGAUAUAGAGUUUUCAGAGAAACCUAAAAAUAUUGACCCAUUAAAACAAUCCACUCCAAAAAUUGUUACUGAAAAUAGUGAAGAUAAAAACUCUCAAGAUUACUUGACUCCCAUAAUUAAUACGUUAUCUAAUAGUUUGAUCAUUCAAGAAAAUUAUAUACCACCAAAUCUGAAAACAUCAACAUCCAUUGAAUAUUUAUCUCCAUCACCGGUAUUUGGUUUCAAGUCAUAUGAUACACAAUCUUUGGAUGAGUUAGCAACUCCUGAUGAAAUGAGCAACUUUUUGCAAAAUAUAAAUUAUGAUAUUGAUUUGUCUGAUUACAGUAAUGAUAAUAGUGCUACAGAAGAUUUAGAUGCAAGCUUUUUCAAGUCAACAAGCGAUAUAUUAGGCAACAAAGAGUUAACACUAGACGAUAAUUCUUCAAGACUUAACAACCAACCAGACAUGUGCAAAACUUUAACUCACAAGGAUUAUGUUGAAUUUGAUCCACUGGCAAAUGGAGAUUAUAAGGCUACAUGUUAUUCAAAAAAGCCAAAUAAUGAAUGCAUUUUUGAUAGCAAUGAUUCUCCUACCACUGAUAGCUUGUUGCCUUCUCCAAUUAAACCCACAAAAGAUAUUAUGUUGCCAAUGCAGAAACAAAUAAAUGAGAAUACUAAUGAUAAAGUCAAUUCAUUGGCUAACGCAAAAGAUAUCAUGCCCAAGCAAAAUACACCAGUUUUGCCAAUGAGUCCUAGUGAUAGCAUUCUUUGAAUCAUUUAAUGCCACAAUUUAAGAUUGUUCUUAAAUGUUAUGAACUUUUUAGAAAUUCUUGGUGCUAGUCUUAUUAUUUAAUAAUUUUAAAACUACU